Physcomitrium patens is the source of this 4131-nucleotide messenger RNA. RefSeq lists its product as uncharacterized. Lineage: Eukaryota; Viridiplantae; Streptophyta; Bryopsida; Funariales; Funariaceae. The record is from RefSeq and is a predicted model, not a curated record.
UAUUUCCACUCCUCGCUCCCGCCCCCACCCUGUCCUGUCGCUGCUGCCCACCGCACUCAUCUCACCGUGUCCCACUCUCGCAUAAUUCCCCUCUGGCGGGAAUUGGAGCUCGUCCCAUCCCCUCCUCUUCCUUCUUUCCUUCCUUUCGUCGAUCCCGCCGCGUCUGGGUCAAUCGCCACGACGAAUACAACACUUGGCGUAGAAAUCUUCUCAUGAACAUAACGAUGGGGUUGUCGCGGCCUGGGCAUCGACUGGAAGGGAUUGAGAGAGAACGCGACGAGGGAUAACGAGGAUAGAAAUUGGAUAGAGUCGUGAAUUGCGAGUGGUUUGGUUGCAGGUGCUAGGACUGACGUGAAGGGGGAGGUGGGAUUGCACUCGUGUUGUGGUUUGCGCGAAGGUCUUUCGUGGCGAGAUUUUUGAGAGUUUGCGGGAAUGCAUACAGGUGCGGUGUUGAGAACAUUGGGGGAGGUGUGAGGUGUUGCAAAUUUGCAUACAUUGUGUUGUUUGCAUAUGAGGCUGGAGGUUUGUGGAAGGUGCUCGCAGCUGGAGAAUGAGUUGCUGUUAGGGAGCGGUAAACGGGAAGAGGAUCUAUGUCAGGAUAGGUGUAGAAAAGUAGACAGUCUUAAUAUAGAAACGUACAACGCACUCUCACCUUGUACAAUGGUCAAGUGUCAGAUAGACGACGCCCUUAGAAAUGCUUUUCACUUUUUCCUUUUUGUUGGUUUUUGGGAGUUAUUGGACUGAAGAGAUUAGCUCAACUUGGAGGCCAGGAGCAGCGCCCUACUGCUCUGGUAAACGCUAAUCUGCUUCAAUCUUCGACUUACGGAGGAAUUUUGAUGUGGUGCAGUAGCUCGGUAUCUCGGCUCUAGAAUUUAUAUGCUCAUGAAUUGAUGUUUAGUUGUACGCAUUUGUUCGGAAGGUCUGAAGGUUCACCUUCGUACAUCAAAGUUGCAACUUUGCGGAAGCUUGUGCGGUUUCUGCGAUCGGUCCCACUCGGUCGUGAGAGAAUUUGAGAAGACUGUAAUUGGUUCGAAGAUUAAUAUUCCUGGAAAUUCCUAGUGCUACUACCGUGGUCCUUGGAGGUCGGAGCACGACUUCAACAUUACCUGGAGUAGCUGCGCAUUUUACUGCAGCGUAAGCGGCGAGCGCAUAGAGAAAAUGCAUCCGUUUGUUAACUUGAAGAAUCAGCCGUCAUGAUUUGUGUACUUGAGGCUUGGAAGACGGUUGAGAUGAUGAUUGCCAGAGUUCAUGCCAGCAGAGAGGCGGUCGAGUGGGUACACUUGACGGUAGUGCUGUUCAGAUACGGUAUUGCUACUAUGAUCUUUGGUGAUAAGUAACUAGUUUCUCGUUUACGAUAAGCAAUUAUGUUCCAGCUGGAGACCUUUCUGUGAACGUUCCUUCUUUCUAUUAUGUUCGUUAGCGUGAGGACAGCCACCGCUACUGGAUGAUGAAUUCAGCCGAACCGGUUGGUAGGGUUAGGGUACGACUUAAGGGAGUAUCACGGUAUUAUUCUCAAAACUGGAAGGAAUGAUUUGGACACAUCCAGGUCGGAAACAUCGCUAUACCAGGAGGAGUAUGGAUUUAUGUCCUACUUCUUACGUAUGUAUCUGCAGUCUGAGUAAAGGAGUCGGAGUUAACCUUUUGCAAGAAAUGUGUUUUCUACUCCGUCAUUUGGAUGGGUGAAACUAGAUUAUUCACUGGCUAUUCUUUAAAUUGAGACUGCAUCAGGCACUUUUUCAUUCCCGAAAUACCACAAUAUCUUGAACCCUACAUGAAGUGUCUUGUAAGCUCAAACGUAAAUCGUACCAAUUUCGUAGUAUUGAGCAUCAAAUUACAGGGUAGCAUUUGAAAAACUACUGCUCGAGGGCCUGCCAUCCCAAGUCCUGAUUCAUGCCUAGCUAUUCUCGUUGUGAUCUGAUACGUCAUCGUCACUUCCGUACAAGCUACCGCCAAUUUUUGAAAAUUUGGAGGUGUGCCUUCGGCGUAGCUGUGGACAAGAGUAUGAUUAUUUUAUAUGGGUCCAUGGUACGGCAACUUACAGGAGACGACGCCGAUGUGUAUGUAGAAGCAAUGUAAGCAUAAAGUCCUGAGAAACUGGUAGCACAAGCAGCUCCCAUCAAAUGAACUUCCGCGACGAGGAAUUGUAUCCUGAGGAAAACAUAGGGAAACGAAGAAUCCGUGUGAUCGACGAACAGCCUUCAAUCAGUAAUUUGAAGGCUCCAGGCUAUAUUCUAUCGAGACCACCAGUUAGUAGUUACCAUCGGCCUGUGGCAGAUGGCUCGCAUAAGCCGCCCGUCGUGUUUGAUAGCUUUGGAGCAGUCACUAUUUCAACUGACAAGUUUGGUGCUGUUCAAUUGGACAAUAACCAGACCUCAAGCUUCGGUUCUACAUACAGUCGUCGAUUUGAGAAUACAGAAGAGUCAACUGGAUCUUUCAAUAUCCAUCUAGAUCACAAGAAGUUACUAGAAGAAGCCCGGGGAAAGUACCAUUGCACAGAAUCUGGUAGCCUUUCUUUUAACGAACCUGGAUGUGGAAAGAGAAAUCUGGAUCAUUCUGGUUCAGCUGCUACAAGCAAUCCUUGUUCCAGUAGAGUGUAUGAUGGCCCUUACUCAAAUUCAACGGCAUAUGCCUGCACUCGCGAUGAGCGAGCGUCGAACGAAAAUAACGACUACAAUAAUGAGAGCGGAGGAGGUCCUCCUGUUAAACGCUUUUGCGAUUUGUCUAGAUAUGGAAAGAGGACCGAGAAGAAACAAUUAAAUUUUCUAUCUCUGGAGACAGCAUCUACUGAUUGCAGUGGAUCUCAUGCGUCUAAUGUUAAUGAUUUGUUGCCAAGCUUAUCAUUGAAACGGAGUUUUGACGCGAGGAAUAUACCACCCCUUACUCCACAUGCUGGUUUUGGUAUUAAUUAUACAAGAGCGCAAUCAAUUGGUCCACCCUCAGCUUCCCAUAAUCCUCCUCGUCCUCAGCAGGGUCGUACGAAACCCGCCCAAUCCCUUGAUCUCAAUGAGUUACCAAAACCCUCGGUUGAAGAGGAUUCUAGAAGUUCCUUAAACUCUUUCGGAUCGGAGGAUGGAUCUGUGCGUGAAGUUCGGGCCAAUUAUAAAUUUGCUUCAAUUGGUCGACAGGCAUAUUUACGGCAGCGCAUGGAGGAGCGACAGAGAAUCCAAGAUUCUACCCCUGUAACCUCACGUAGUCUCCCUGAAACCCAUGGAGCAGAGAGAUGUCGCCAUGUUAUAUCUCCAGAGGACCUUGUGUGGUUGAAUGUUCGACAUUAUUGUGGUAUGGUGCUUGACCGAGAGACGGGAGCUGUUUUGGGAACUGCUGUUCUCUUCAUACCCACUGAUUCCAAAAGCCGAAAGUCGGCCUGGGUAACGAGCGUGAACACAGUAGAGGGUCGAUGGGAGAUCGCUAUAAAAGACUGCAAAGGAGAGAUCCAAGUGGCAAAGCUGAUGCUAACUAGCACCGCAUUUGGGCUAGUUUUCUUCAGCGUUCGCCCUUGGCAGAAAACUUUUGCGCUAGCCUUCCUGAGCAUGGUCGCUGGCCCGGCUAGUCUUCCCCACCGAGCAUGUGUGGACGCCGAGCGAGGAGAUCAAGUCUAUGUUUUUGGAUACGAGGAGCCCUGGGAGUCGGAAGUGGGGAAAAUAGCUGACGUUAGGGUCCGACCCGGGAUAAUAACGGAAGCUGGAAGUAUGGAGAUUCUGGAGAUCGAUUUUACGAAGGGUCGAUUAGGAGGCUCUAUCGCUACCCCUACCGGCUUCAGUGGAGGCUUAGUGGCGCGAGCAGAUGGGCUUUGGAUUGGUGUUAUAACUGGUCACAUGAUGCAGGGUCACCCCUCUCUCAUUGAUUUUUCUUCUGCUUACAGUGUUUAUUCCUUUCUUGACGAAUUGUAACCAGGUCGAUCAGCCUAUCCAUCAACCUCUUAUACCGUGUUAACAGAUUAUGAAAGAUCCUAAAUUAUUUUUACUGUAUCACCAUAUCUUAACGCGAACACACAAUUCUAUCAAUUUCAUCUUACGUCAAUCUUCAUAUCAUGUUAGGUUUUCAAACUGUCCCAUUUGACCUAUUCCAUUUUUCUGCCCACUUAGUUGUUACUGAAGUAAUCAAUUACUUUUAUUCUUUUGUGUCAUUCAA